This is a messenger RNA of Fundulus heteroclitus (mummichog), 1154 nucleotides long. RefSeq names its product eukaryotic translation initiation factor 4E binding protein 3, like (gene eif4ebp3l). NCBI's taxonomy places the organism in Eukaryota, Metazoa, Chordata, Actinopteri, Cyprinodontiformes, Fundulidae. Gene Ontology annotation, biological process: negative regulation of translational initiation. Gene Ontology annotation, molecular function: eukaryotic initiation factor 4E binding. The record is from RefSeq and is a predicted model, not a curated record. Gene Ontology annotation, cellular component: cytoplasm. Bases 270 to 614 code for a protein of 114 amino acids. The transcript has 3 exons.
CGCCUCAGCACAAAAACAUCAAGCCUGGCUGCUGCGGCUGCUGUGCGCUUCCUAACGCAGCACAUGGUAGUUUCUGGGGGCCGCUUGUGGCGACGGGUAUCUGCAGGCAUUUAACCCCUAGCUUGCUUCAUCGUUCGCUUUGCCACUUCACCAAGCGGGUCGAGAUUAACAUCUGCAGCUGCGAGCUACUGUGUUUUUGUAGUAAAGUGCGGAACGCUGAGAGGAGGCGUCGCUGCGACUGGAAUCCGUCUGCUGCGUUCAAAGCCAACAUGUCGACCGGCACAAACCAGGUGAAAAGCUGCCCCAUCCCGACCAGGGUGCUCACCCUGAAGGACUGGUCCCAGCUGCCCGACUGUUACAGCCAAACACCCGGGGGGACCCUCUUCUCCACCACGCCCGGAGGUACACGCAUCAUCUACGACAGGAAGUUCCUCUUGGACUGUCGGAACUCCCCUCUCGCCAGGACGCCCCCGUGCUGUCUGCCGCAGAUCCCGGGGGUGACGGUGCCAGCCACACACGCACACCACACGGGCAAGCUGCAGGACCUCAAGGAGGAGGCCGAGGAGGAGGAGAAGGAUGUCGGAGAUGACAGCCAGUUUGAGAUGGACAUCUGAGCCAGCUGUAUUCCCUCCUGUGGAGUGUUACGUUAAAACGCCUUACAAGUCAUAAAGGACUCCAUAUGAAGCUUUUUUUUCCACCUUUUUUAUUAUUAAAAACAGGAACCUCUGGGGGGGAAGUAGCCAAAUAUAAGGUUAUUUACCUUAUAAAAUUGGGUGUUAAAUUGUUUUACUUUGGAUGGAUUGGUUGGUUGCUUGUUUCAAAGAAACUAUGGAAUCAAGUUUAAAAUCUGUUUUGAUUUAACCAUUUUUUUAAAAAAAAUCUUUUGUAAAUAAGACACUUGUAUUAUGUUUUAAGUUGAGGAUUAUGGUUAUUGCAUUAAAAUGUGUAUAAAAGAGGUCUUCAAUACAUGGAUCGGUUUGCUUUUUGUUUAAUUUCCUCCAUAAAAUGAGGAGGGGGGGCUUUCAUUGCGUGCCAUUAUGUGUAUCCCUUACAGUCGGUGUCUGGUUUCUAAUGAAAGAUCAGCUCUUACUUUGUUUUGUAUGGAGACAAGGAGUGAACCAUUUGGAAAAUAAAAAAAAAAAACUAAGAUGCCA